UACCUACCAAGCCAGACUGGUACGCACAGCACGUACUUCGCUGGCAGAGGACCUCGCGAUACUUCACGCGAGCUCACCUGGUAUGACUGAGAACAACAUGGAGAGUGCAGAAAAAGGCGCCGGUUGUGUUCGUUUGAAAAAGCAUCUGUCUGCCUUCCGACCAAAACCACCUUUUGCUGGUAGAGGUAGGAGUUCAUUGGCCAUCGCCAACAAACAUCAGUCUGCCCUUCAGCCAAGUCAGAUCGUGCUGAUAAAGGACGUCAUCGGUCAUCAUCAACUGAGCGCAGACUUUAAGAGAAUCACCGCAGUUCCUCUACUGUCGAAGUUCUUCUCAGAGCUGGAUAUUCACUCAAAUCUGAUGAAGGUGUUUGCCAAGAAAGGUGGUGCACAGGGGAGAAAAAUAAAGACCACCAUGGCACCCAUAAUCCAGGCUGACACUAUCAGCGCUGGGAGAGAAAGCUUCCUCAAAGGCCUUUGUGUGUACCUAAAUGAAGAUCCACAGAAGCUGGUGAAGGAAGACCUGGAUGUUGACAGCAUUCGAAUGGCCUUAGCAGAGACGCCCAUAGGAGUUUUUGUUGUUGGGCAUGAAGGUGCAGAGCUUGGUGAUGUUGGCAUUGCUCUGGAGGGGGUGGAAGUGAUGGGUAAUCAACGAGCCAAGAGCUUCAGUGCAAGAGUUGGUUUUUAUUAUUAUUAUUAUUAUUAACCGUUGACACAAUCAGCAGAGAAACGAGGCGUGACGAAGGACAGACCAAGACACAUCGGGAUCAGAUCUUGUUGAAAGCCGCCACGUCGACGCUCUGGACCUGAAACGGAGCCAAAAGGAGAAAGUGAAUGAGACAUGUGGCAGUAUGAGGGUGUCCCGCUGCAGUAAAUCCUCCCCUUCAUGUGCACUUUCUGUCUUCAGGGUGUUGAUUCAACAUAAAGUCUGGAGGCUGCUGAAAUGUACUGCAGUGCAGAUUCAAACCUUUGUUACAUUCAGGUUCCUGCAGAGAGAGUUCAAGUGAGGCUGAUUAAGCCCAUCAUGAACACAAAAAUCUCCCAGUAUGCCUGAGCUUUCAAAUCUGGAGUGUGUGAUGUUGUUCCUGUGCUGAAAGUGAUGCACAAUAAAAAACUGUCCAGGCUGAAA
Molecule: messenger RNA, 1126 nt
Organism: Scatophagus argus
Lineage: Eukaryota; Metazoa; Chordata; Actinopteri; Scatophagidae
Exons: 7
Coding region: 83-703 (206 amino acids)
Source: RefSeq, a predicted model, not a curated record